Molecule: messenger RNA, 1653 nt
Organism: Dujonia railenensis
Lineage: Eukaryota; Fungi; Ascomycota; Pichiomycetes; Serinales; Debaryomycetaceae
Source: the annotation of a GenBank genome assembly
AUGGCGAGAUCAGAAGCUUCAAUUGCCGCUGCGAAUCACUGGGGGAAUAAGAGCGAGGAAAAUGUUGCAGACUCAAAUAUUGCGGAGCCAGAUACUGACUAUAGUGAUAACGAGGUAAUUGAGAUAAAAUCUGAAGAUGAAGAUGGGGUUCAAGCUGCUACUUUACUGGAAGGUGAAGAGAGUAAAGGACAAGUAUCAGAAGGAAAGGAAGCAAUGAAAAAUGUGUCUGAUAAACCAAGUCCUUUCCACUUGAUGGAGACCCCCAGUUUGAAAAUUCCAAAAGAUGGCCUUUCUUUGGAGCAGUUAAUAUCAGACAAAACACUUUCUUCCACUUUCCAAUUCAACUUCACUAUCCAAGUUCCUUUCUUUUUGCACCAUAUUGCGAAAGAAGCGAGUCCAGAAAUCACCUUUAUUACAGGCACCGAGAACUUACUAGAUGAUCCCAAAUUGAUUGAGGAUAAGAAGUUGAUAUCGAAGUACAAGAUAAGUAGCUUGGUGGCCCAUGUCCAUGAUAUGUUUGGAUCGCAUCAUACUAAGUUAAUGGUAAACUUUUUCGAAAAUGACUCAAAGGCUGAAAUAAUUAUCUCGUCUGCUAAUAUUACCAUACUCGAUUAUGGUGCAUUGACUCAGAUGUGUUGGAGAUCUGGUAAACUAAGUAAAGGAAAGACCAAGUCUGGGAGCCAAGGAGAAAUCUUCCAACGAGAUUUGAUCCGAUACCUUAGGAAGUACAGGCUAGGUCCAGUAAAUGAAAUGGCAAAGAAAUUGAAUGAAUUUGACUUUUCACUGGUGGAGGUUGAACUAUUUGCGUCUGCUCCUGGAACUUAUGAUAUGUCGUUUGUCACCGAUGAUUCCGAGGUCUACGGAUAUGGCAAGCUAUAUCAAAUAUUGAAGAGAAAUAAAAUUACUAUGUCAAGAGACUUACCACCAGGGGCGGUAUACAAUAUCCUAGGUCAAGUAUCGUCUAUUGCGUCACCAUGGAAAUCAGCAAAGGGAGAUACUGCAUCUGUAUUAACUCAUAUAAUAUGCCCAUUACUAUUCCACUCUAAAGGAACGUUUGUGCCGCUUAUACCGGGCUCACAGCCGUCCAGAGCGAGCCAGAUGUUCUACAAGUAUAAGCCACUUAUAUUGUAUCCAACGGCUAGGGAUCUCUCGAGAAGUGAAAUCGGGUGGAGCGCAGGUCAGGCCACUCAUUUCAACUAUACCGGGUCCGCUCCAACCAGGGCACAAUACAAACAGAACAUUAAGCCCUAUCUCUACGGUUGGGACUCGGACAUACGACUGGGAGCCCCCGCUCAUGUUAAAAUGUACUUAUGUGAUAACGCAGAUAACUGGAAAACACUAAAAUGGGCUAUGAUGUGUAGCCACAACCUCUCCAAGCAGGCUUGGGGAUACCCCGUACCGGGCACAGACAAAACAAAAAGAGGAGUAUAUAGGGUGGCUAGCUAUGAAUUGGGGGUAUUCGUUUGCAGUACAAAAGAGAAAACCUUGAAACCAGUCAAAACAACUUCCGGUGCUAGAACAGAUGCCGAUGUCUUGGUACCCUUCAAUUUACCUCCCAGCCGGUACCAGCCUGAAGAUCAGCCUUGGAGUUAUAGAGAGAGUUUCAAAGGAUUAAAGGAUAUAUACGGAAGAGAAUACAUAGGAGUAGACUAA